AUGGAGAGCCCCCAAGCACACUCACAUCCCGACCAGAUGAAUACCCACAACCAACAGGAUGAGUCGAUCCUGGCUGGAAAUGACACACGGUCUGUGUCUCCAUUAGAAAGUGACACGAACUUGCCCAUUUUAGGUGCUGUGUCGCCGGAAACCACACCUGACCCAGACAAUCCGCGCCCCGAGAGUGCCAACGAGAGGACAUGCACCCGAUUCUACAACUCCUGGGAAGCCUUCUUACUUAGGCCCUGGAAAAUGUUUUUACUCCUUCUCAUCGGCACCAUCUUUUCCAUUGGCCACCAUUUAUUCUACCUUCAUCUCGACGGCAAGGAAGGCGAUGCGCAAUCUCUUAUGUUCCGGUACGGCACCAUCAUCGCCUUCUGCGCUAAAGCCAGCUUCGGAACUGCUGUGACCAUGGCAUUUCAGCAACGAGCUUGGCUCGUCGUGCGACGGAGGACGGCUCGGCUUCACACAGUCGAUUCCAUCUUUACCGCCAACACCGAGUUCACGUCCCUGGCUGACUGGAGGGCGAUAAAAAGGGCCAAGAUAUCGACUUGCCUCGCUCUUUAUUGUUGGCUUACGCCCCUGGUUGUGGUAUUGACUUCAGAAACUCUCUCUACCGUCGCGACAGAGUGGUCAGAGCUCGCGUCCUGUCCAUCCGUACGCACUCUCAACUUCACCAACGAAGCAAUCACCGAUUGGCGUGAUCCUAUUAAAAUCAACAACCGCCUAGAGCUAUCAGUAUCACUAUGGAACACCACGAUGCCAGAGAAUGGAAGCCCGGAUAUCACAAAGGGCGAGUUUGAUUACUGGGCCCGACCCUCCAUGCAGUACUCGAGACAGCUUCUUCCUCCGGUUAUAUCCCAAGGCCAACCCACAACCCGAAGGAGGGCGGGUGUGGAGAUAUGUUCCGAUAGCUGGGACUGCUCUUAUGUCAUCGAUUUUAUCGGCCCAGGCUAUAAAUGCCAGGAGCUCGCGUCUGGAGUGGGCUCCAAGGUGAAGAAACUUGGAGACUCUGAAGCACCGUUCGACACCAGCGCGAUUGCGCCAGAGGGCGACUUUACCUACCUCGCUAAUACUGAGAGGGGUCAGUACGGUGUGGAGCAAAUAACUAAUUCCAGUCUCGGCGGGAUGCCUCGUUUCGACCCGCCAUAUCCGAAGAAUAUGGGGGCUUUUCGAACCGAACCCAUCAUCUGGAUUGGAUAUGCUACCGUCAAUGAUACAUCGGUCCCGCAGCCGUUGUCGAGAGAAUCCCCAGGCUGGUAUGAUGCUUACACCCCGGUCAUUUUUGGCUGUGAACAUUACGAGAUCAACUACACCGUCAAGUUUGAGUACAUUCGAGGGGAACAAUCUCACGAAAUCAUCAGUCGCAACUACCUGAGGAAGGUGGUCGACACCACGUAUCUCCCCGACGAAAAAGACCCGGACAAAAGGCUCAGAGAUCGCACUGUAGCUACGCCAGAGGAGAAUUACGUGUUUCCACAUGAUGUGUGGAACUACCAACGAACAGCGGCAUUCCAUUCACUCGGCUAUGGUUUGAGGACCUAUCUGAAUGGAACAAUGAAGAUGCCAUAUUUUAUUGCAGAAACAGAAAUGAUGCUGACAUCUCUUAUGACCUUCAUAAACUACCUUCCCGUCGAUAAUCUUCCACAAGCCAUAGAGAAGCUGUACGAGGACAUCAUAGUGUCACUAUUGUCCGAACCGUCCUUCCUUGCUGUCUCCUGGGCAUCCAAUGGGAAACCCUCAGGAAACGCUCGCGGCGGCCCCGAGACAUCCUAUCCGUGUGUUCGUACACGGCCGAGUACUGUUUUUCGUUAUGAUAUGCUCCAGCUUUUAGCGGUGUAUCUGGCCAGCUUUGUUUUGGCUUUGGUCGGGGUGCUCCUGGGCUUUCAAGCGGCUCGUGAAGAAGGGUUGAUGCGCGAUAUGAAGCCAUCCUCUAUCAUGGAAGCCACUAGAGCGCCGAGUCUCAACGGGCUGGGACCUGGAGGCGAGCUGGACAAGAACAAGGUGAAGGUCGGGUACGGAUUGGUACAGCAGCAUGCUGGUGAAAGUGUGAGGAGCUUCGGGUUGGAGGGCGGUGUGAUACAGCAGCCUGGACGAUCUUGA
Fusarium falciforme is the source of this 2103-nucleotide messenger RNA. RefSeq lists its product as hypothetical. The transcript has a single exon. The record is from RefSeq and is a predicted model, not a curated record. The coding region runs from base 1 to 2103 and encodes 700 amino acids. NCBI's taxonomy places the organism in Eukaryota, Fungi, Ascomycota, Sordariomycetes, Hypocreales, Nectriaceae.